This is a messenger RNA of Drosophila grimshawi, 2050 nucleotides long. RefSeq names its product protein amalgam. Lineage: Eukaryota; Metazoa; Arthropoda; Insecta; Diptera; Drosophilidae. Gene Ontology annotation, molecular function: cell adhesion molecule binding. Bases 308 to 1798 code for a protein of 496 amino acids. The transcript has 7 exons. Gene Ontology annotation, cellular component: cell-cell junction. Gene Ontology annotation, biological process: cell-cell adhesion. The record is from RefSeq and is a predicted model, not a curated record.
AGUUCUCGCUUGAAAAGCAUCGCGACGGGUACGCAAAGAGCGCGUAGCGCACUAGAAAUAAAAAUAAUAUUCAACUCCUAUCCAUUAAGUACUUGAAGACUUCAAUUUGUUUUGUGCGCGCAGACAAACAGUAGAUAUUGUAUAUGUGUUUAACGAACUACCUCCGAUAGCGGCAGCAAAUUCAACAAACAACACACACACACACACACACAGAAAUUCAAAGUGCGUGCUGCCAAAAACAAAUACGAAUACCAAAAAAAAAAUAAUAAUAAUAAUAAAAACAACAACUCAACUGAGACCGGUAACAAUGAGAGCUGCGACGUGGAUGUUACUUAGUUGUCUGCUAAUUGGACUAUUUUAUGACGAACAGUGUCGGGCGACACCAAUUGACGAAGAGAAUAGCAAUGAUCCUGAGGACGAUGAUUACGAUUACGAUAAUAGAGAGGAGCCAUCCAGUUCGGAAGGUUUCCCCAUGGCCAUUGAGGAACAUGUGGCAGCACCCUACUUUGAGAAGUCAAAUCUAACCGUUUCUGCCAAGCCCGGCGAUGAUGUCACCCUCACUUGUGAUGCCCGCAACUAUAGAAAUAACAAUGUGGCGAUGUGGUACAAGAACGACGUUAUGCUGACCAGUGGCCAGAGUGUGAUUAGCACUCGGGUGAAAAUCAUGCCGAAUAAUUCGCUAUUUUUGGAGAAUGUGUCAUCGGACGAUGCGGAUGUCUACAAAUGUCAGAUAUUGCCGGACAAAGUGGAGCAGUAUACAACGCUGAGUGUUGGCGCCCGGCUAUCGAUCCUCUGCGACGAUCGCGAUGUUACGGAUCGUUCGCAGACGUUCAAGCAGGGCGACAAUCACAAGCUCGAGUGCCGCACCUAUCUGCCCGACAAUGCAAAGAUUAUAUGGUCAUUCAAUGGUCAGCGGCUCCAGGGUGACGACAAUGGCGUCAUCGUUUUAGAGAACGUGGAUGAAGAGAAUGCUGGCGUUUAUCAGUGUCUGGGUGAAGAUAGAAGUGCUGCUCCACCUCAUGGCAGCGUCUCUGUCGAUGUGCAGUUCAGUCCCAAGGCGUCCACACAUAGACACCAUGUGAACACCAUGGAAGGUGAUACGGCGGAGAUUUACUGUAACUAUCGUGCCAAUCCCAUUGCGAUUAGCUUCUUUAUCAAGGACGGCAAGAAACUGACACUGUCCGACAAGUAUUCCAUAAGGAACUCACUGCACAAGGAGCAAAAUCGCACCACGUUGCUCAUCAAGCAUGUGGAAGAGAGCGAUCUGGGCGAGUAUCUGUGCCAAGUUGAGAACACCAUUGGUGCCAGCGAUGUGCGCAUUCAGCUCAGCUAUCACCCAGAGACGCCCCAGUUCGAGAACAUCACCAUCGAUGGCAACAAGGUCACAAUGCAUUGGCUCGUUCGCAGUCUGCAGCCGCUCUCGGAAGCCAUGCUCGACUACAAGUUGACAGGGUCGUACACGUGGAGCACUGUCUCGGUGAUAAGGACACAUCGUCAUGACAGGGACAGCGGCAUCUGGAAGAUCACGCAUCAGAUGGAACUGACGCCCGGACACUGGCAUGCGCAUGUCAAGACGAAGAACACUCAGGGCUGGUCCAACUUCUCGCCAGAUCACGAGUUUUUCAUUAAAGACGAAGAAGUUUCCGAUGAGGAUGAGGAUUCCGUGCCGCCAGAUGAUUUGGUACGUGCCGGAUUUGGAGUGGGCAGCUCAAAGGCGAAUGCGGCGUGUACAAUGAAUAUACUGCCGAGUCUGAUGAUGAUGGGUGCCAUCUGCAGCUCAGUCCUGCUGCGACUUUAAGAAUCGUUGCGGCUCAGGAACAGGACAUCCAAAUACGUAUUUCAAAUUACAUAUUACAUACGCAUACUUGUUUGGCUUGUGCUGCCUCAAGCCCGGCACCUGGGCAACGAAGAAUCAGCAGCUUAUUUAUAAGAAUGCCAUUGCAAAUACCCAAGUAUUCUAAUUAUACAUGCAAAUGCUAAUGCGCCCCCGUUACGACGGGGUCAAUGUUAAUGUUAAUGCUAAUGUUAAUCUAAAAUCAAAAUCACGCAU